AUGCCUUUAUCUUCUCAACCGUCAUCUUCUCCAAAUUUGAAGCGAAAACAACCGACCAUCUCGAGCUUUUUCACAAAGAAACCACAACUCUCACAGGAGAGCACUUCGAAUGAUGCUUUUAAAGAAUAUGAACGAGAUCAAGAAGGGCAAGAGGUCACAAAACAGGAAAAAGCCUCGAGGGGAAAUUGUAGUACUCGGUCAAACAGUGUUGAUGAUGAGGACGACGUAGUUGCUCCGGCGCCAAAGAGAGCCAGAAUAAACGGGUCCUAUUCACAAAAUACCACCGAAUCUCCAAAAGAAACUCACGUUGAGCGUCCUAGGCUAUCGGACAAUAUCCCAAAAACAGAGCUCUCCAAGUUCGCCAGCUCGCCCGCUACGGAGGGAGAAACGAAAGAACGAACAAAGGAAAGAGAAAAGCUACACCAGAAGUUUGUGCAAAGAUUAGGUGGACCAGACUGUCUCAUCGGAAUUGGCAGAAAUACAGCCACUGAAGCAGUACCCGAGGAAGCUGGCGAAGGCGAUGAGGGUGACGAACCCUCUCCGCCCCCUGCAGCUAAAGGGAAAGCCGCGACAAAGAAAGGCGGGCACAAGCUUACUCCUAUGGAGAAGCAGAUUAUCGAUAUUAAGCGGAAACAUAUGGAUACGGUUUUGGUAGUAGAGGUGGGAUACAAGUUCCGGUUCUUUGGCGAGGAUGCUAGAACAGCUGCGAAGGAGCUAAACAUUGUCUGUAUUCCUGGAAAAUUCAGGUUCGAUGAACAUCCUUCGGAGGCCCAUCUUGACCGCUUUGCAUCGGCAAGUAUACCGGUGCAUAGAUUGCAUGUUCAUGUCAAGCGUCUCGUUUCGGCCGGACACAAAGUCGGAGUUGUCCGACAAAUGGAAACUGCUGCCCUUAAAGCCGCUGGCGAUAAUCGUAAUGCGCCCUUUGGACGCAAGCUCACCAAUUUAUACACAAAGGGUACGUAUAUUGAUGAUAUGGAGGGCCUGGAAGGAUCUACUGCGUCUAUAUCAGCCGCUGGCACUACAAUGGCAACGGGGUAUAUGCUUUGUAUUACAGAGACAAACGCAAAGGGCUGGGGAAAUGACGAAAAGGUGCAUGUGGGCAUUGUUGCUGUUCAGCCAGCAACAGGUGACAUAGUGUAUGACGAGUUUGAAGACGGAUUCAUGAGGAGCGAGAUCGAAACUAGACUCCUUCAUCUGGCCCCUUGUGAGGUUCUUAUAGUUGGUGAUUUGUCAAGAGCAACAGAAAAGCUUGUUCAACAUCUUUCUGGGAACAAGACUAAUGCUUUUGGUGACGAGAUUCGUGUUGAGAAGUUCCCUAAAGCUAAAACGGCGGCGGCCGAGUCACAUAGCCAUGUUUCGAGCUUUUACGCGGAGAGGAUGAAGAAUGCGAACACCACAGAUGAUGCGCAGGCGAGCAGCCUGCUUCAGAAGGUGCUUAACCUAAGCGAGCAGGUCACCAUCUGCUUGUCUUCCAUGAUUAAACAUAUGUCAGAGUAUGGCUUGGAGCACGUUUUCCAGCUUACAAAGUAUUUCCAACACUUUUCCUCUCGGUCACAUAUGCUUCUCAACGCAAAUACUUUGAACAGUCUUGAAAUAUAUCAUAACCAGACAGAUCACUCCACCAAAGGCAGUCUUUUCUGGACGUUGGAUCGAACGCAAACCCGUUUCGGGCAAAGAAUGCUACGUAAAUGGGUGGGACGUCCUUUGCUAGAUAAAUCUAGCCUUGAAGAAAGAGUGGACGCUGUUGAGGAAUUGAAGAAUCCAGAAAGGAUUGCUCUCGUAGAACGGCUGAAGGGUCUGCUUGGUAGAAUCAAGACUGAUCUGGAAAAGUCACUGAUCAGGGUUUACUACGGCAAGUGCACCCGGCCCGAGCUUCUCACUCUCCUCCAAACUUUACAGAUGAUUGCCCAGGAAUUUGCUGGUGUCCAGUCUCCUGCUGAUACUGGAUUCUCGUCGCCUCUCAUAAGCAAAGCAGUAGCAUCUCUGCCAACAAUCUUAGAAGAUGUCGUGCACUUCCUGGACAAAAUAAACAUGCAUGCAGCGAAGAAUGACGACAAAUAUGAGUUCUUCAGAGAAUCAGAGGAGACAGAUGAGAUUACUGAACACAAGCUUGGAAUUGGUGCUGUGGAACACGAUCUUGAAGAGCAUCGCUCCACAGUUGGUGAGUGUCUUGGGAAAAAAAAAGUAGAAUAUGUCACAGUUGCGGGCAUUGAAUACCUGAUUGCGGUUGAAAACAAGUCACCGUCCAUCAAAAAGGUGCCAGCAUCGUGGGUGAAAAUAUCUGGUACCAAAGCAGUUUCGAGAUUUCAUACCCCAGAAGUUAUCAGGCUUCUACGACAGCGGGAUCAGCAUAAGGAGGCUUUAGCAGCGGGUUGUGAUAAGGCGUACGCAAGCUUCCUGGGUGAGAUAUCCGCCAGCUACCAAUCUUUCCGUGAUAGUGUACAGUCCCUUGCGACGCUCGACUGUCUAAUUUCUCUUGCGACUAUCGCUAACCAGCCCGGCUACGUGAAACCCGAAUACACGGAUCACACAUGCAUUCAUGUUGACCAAGGGCGUCAUCCGAUGGUUGAACAACUCUUGUUGGACAGCUACGUCCCCAAUGAUAUUGAUUUGGACAGCGACAAGACCCGUGCUCUCCUUGUUACAGGCCCUAACAUGGGUGGGAAGUCUAGCUAUGUUCGACAAGUGGCACUCAUAGCCAUUAUGGGACAGAUUGGUUCCUACGUGCCUGCACAGUCAGCGAAGCUUGGUAUGCUAGAUGCUGUGUUUACCCGCAUGGGAGCUUUUGACAACAUGCUGGCUGGUGAAUCCACAUUCAUGGUCGAGCUUUCGGAAACAGCAGAUAUCCUAAAGCAAGCGACACCUCGCUCACUUGUCAUUCUGGAUGAACUUGGUCGAGGCACGUCUACGCACGAUGGUGUUGCAAUUGCGCAAGCCGUUCUCGAUUAUAUGAUUCGGUCAAUACGAAGUCUCACGCUUUUUAUCACGCACUAUCAACACCUUUCCUCAAUGACACACUCCUUCCCUGACCAUGAACUUCGGAACGUACACAUGCGUUUUACCGAGUCGGGGUUGACCGAAGAAGAGAUUACGUUCCUUUACGAAGUGGGAGAGGGCGUAGCGCAUCGCAGUUACGGUUUAAACGUAGCGCGUCUAGCAAACUUACCAGCACCUUUAAUUGAGCUGGCUAAACAGAAGAGUGCCGAACUAGAACAGAAAAUACGCCGCCGGAGAUUAGCUGGACUUGUGAGGACUUUUGGAGAUGUCUUAUCCGAUCCAGCAAAAGCUGACGAGACUUUGAUUGAACAACUCAUCAGCAGCGCAGAGCAGUUAUAA
Messenger RNA from Aspergillus bombycis, 3336 nucleotides. It is a transcript of the gene msh3, whose product is annotated as mismatch repair protein MSH3. The transcript is spliced from 3 exons. Gene Ontology annotation, molecular function: ATP binding; mismatched DNA binding; ATP-dependent DNA damage sensor activity. Gene Ontology annotation, cellular component: nucleus. The record is from RefSeq and is a predicted model, not a curated record. The coding region runs from base 1 to 3336 and encodes 1111 amino acids. Gene Ontology annotation, biological process: mitotic recombination; mismatch repair. Lineage: Eukaryota; Fungi; Ascomycota; Eurotiomycetes; Eurotiales; Aspergillaceae.